Chaetomium fimeti is the source of this 1203-nucleotide messenger RNA. RefSeq names its product S-adenosyl-L-methionine-dependent methyltransferase. Lineage: Eukaryota; Fungi; Ascomycota; Sordariomycetes; Sordariales; Chaetomiaceae. The transcript has 2 exons. The record is from RefSeq and is a predicted model, not a curated record. Bases 119 to 1042 code for a protein of 307 amino acids.
CCUUCUCACUCACUGGUUCCCCCCCCUUUUCACCCCCCUUCUUCCUCCCCCCUGAUCAUCACCACCGCCACCACCACCCCCAAACAAACAAACCAACCCCCCCAACCAAACCACAACCAUGCUCCCCCCAAUCCUCGCCUCCCUCCUCCACCCCUUCCAUUUCAUGGCCCUCGCCCUCUCCCACCUCCCCUCCACCAUCCUCGCCGCCCUGCUCACCCGCGACCUCAGCACGCUGCUCUCCCCGAGCCGGCUGCGCGCCGCCUGGUUCGGCCGCUUCUGGGCCCAAGUCGGCCCCCUGGUGCGGGCCAACGCCGAGACGAAGGUGAUCCCGCUGCUCCAGGGGCGCGUGACCUACGGCGUGGUGCCGUCCUCACCCUCACCCUCGCCCACCGACACCGACACCGACACCGCCCGCGGCGACACGCCCCAGCAAUCACAAUCACAAUCCCACCCCCAGGACCAGCAACCACACCCCCACCCGCCCGUCUCGGGCACAGUCCUCGAAAUCGGCCCCGGCUCCGGCAUGUGGACAUCCCUCUUCACGCCGCGCCACCUGCCCGCCAUCCGCAAAGUGUACGGCGUCGAGCCCAACACGGGCGUGCACCCCCUAUUACAAGCCCAAGUAGCCGCGGCAGGUCUGUCGGAGACAUACGAGAUCGUGCCCGUCGGUAUCGAGUCGCUGGCGGGAUCCGGGCGGGUGGCGCUGGAGAGCGUGGACAGCAUCGUGACGGUCAUGUGCCUGUGCAGCAUCCCCGAGCCGCGGCGUAAUAUGGCGCAGCUGUACGGGUACCUCAAGCCUGGGGGCAGGUGGUAUGUGUAUGAGCAUGUUAAGUGCUUUAGGGAGCAGGGGUGGGGGAUGCGGUUGUAUCAGGCCUGUCUGAAUAUUAUCUGGCCUCAGCUCAUCGGAGGAUGCGAAAUGUGUCGCGACACUGGGAAGUGGCUUAGGGAGGCCGCCCCAUGGAGCGACGUGGACCUGCACCGGAUGGAAGGAGAGGCCUGGUACUUCACCAUGCCUCACAUCAUCGGCGUUCUCACCAAAUAGAGCUGUUAGACCAUCGAAGGGCGUUUGGUCCUCCGAGUUGGCGCUGUCAUGCUCGCUUUAUAUCUCACUUGUACAUGUGCCAAACACAGUGGUCACAAAUGCAUAGAAAGCAAUACUCCCGAGUCACUGAGUGAAGAUUGGCCCUAAGCCUUCCACUACCU